AUGCCCUUUUUCAGUCGAGUCUUCCGGAGCAAAGACUCCAACGCCGUCAAGAAGCAGGCCAAACCUGCCGCCGCCGAUCCGGUCCCCGCGAAGCCAAGAUGGAAUGACGCCUGGCAGCGCACAGAGGUCGGCCCCGAGGAGGUGCAAGACCUCAUCCGAGGCUGUUCGCAGGAAUUGAAGGCUCGAGCUCUCGAUACCCCAUUCCUCCUGCUGCCCUUCCGUCCGAGCUCCGACCCGAGCGCCGCCCGCACCUUCGUCCGUAACUACUUCAACCAGUCUUUCGAUAAGGGUGCCCCCGUCAGCGGAGAUGAGUUGAUGCAAGAGCUGCGGCUCACUGAGCCGAUGGUUCUCUGCGGUGUCAUAAAAUGGUGUUGGAGCAGAUUGCCCGGAGGUGUUGUUACGUGGGAGGCGUAUGAAUUGUUCAAAGUUGGCGAACAAGAUUCGGAUCUGGCCCGCGACGCGUUCUCGACCUUCAUCCCGAUUAGUGUCGACUCCGACGCCCGCACCAAGAUUAUUUUCGACUUCUUCGAUCUCUUGGCUGCCGUUGCUGCUCAUGGAAAGUCUAACGGUCUGGGAGGCCGCAAGCUUUCACGAUACGCCGGAUGGUGGGCCUUUGAGCAUGUCGACAGGGGCAACGGCUUUGAAGCCGCCUACAAGAACUGGGCUGCUGCCGCCGAUGCUACGAGUCACUUAUUCUUCGCCUACCUGCGUUCUCUGACGCCCGAUGUGCCCCGUGGUGUUACCGGUAUCUCGUCUCUGCCCAUUUCUCUCCAAUCCCUCGUGGAGGCCACUGAAUACCCCCCGGAAACCCCGACUCUCCUUCAAGUCACGACCACCAAAGUAGUCAUGAUUGUUGAUACCGUCUCUCCGACCCCCUUUUCGCUGCUGCGCCGGGCAAAGAACUUUGAAUAUCGUGAUGAACACUGGCACCUGCAGGAGUUCUCCAACUAUCAAGACCCCAUCCGCGCGCUCACUGACGAAUGUCUACGCGUUUUGAAGUGCAUUUCAUCCACGAAUGAGUCCGCUGUGUCGACCUCCAAGCACUCCACCAGCUUGCGGGAUGCCUCGUGGUCCCGUUUUGAGGACAUUGGAUUUGGUGGUGCAAUCGAUUCAGACCCAGAGGACGAGGAUAAUAGGCCACCCGUGGCCAGGAAUGAGCAUGUGAAUAGGAUCAAAACUGCUCCUCAAUCGCAGAUUGGAAAUCUGGGACGUCCCACAACUCCAUCAUGGGCGGACUUCAUGUCCUCGGGCUUCACGGAUGAAGGUAACCUUAAAGACCAUAUCGGUCCCGUGCUGCUGCCUCCGGACAAGGUUCUUCCGCCCAUUGCUGCCACCCGGGGCCAAAGCUCGCAGUCUCACAAACGUGGGCUUGACAAUGAGCCGUCCUUGGAGCCUGCCGAGUUAGCCAGCAUCAGCACUCUGGACCUGGACGACUCGUUCUGGUGGGUGUGGAUUACCAGUCUGUCUGGUGAUGAGCCUCUCGCUCGCAAGGCCGUCUUCGGUCGUGUCGCACUCCUUGAGACUGUCAUUCGGCAUACAAAAUGGCUGGUCCUUGAAGAGCAGAUCAAAGGUGCCGCCCCGGAACCGGAGGCUGGUGCACAAAUCGUGGAGAAGAAGAGCUUCUUCAGCUUUGGAACCCGCAAGGGAAAUAAGCUGAGCCGCAGCAAGUCGUCGGCCAAGAAAGUAUAUCCUAUUGAAGAGUCUUAUAAGCGGCCCAACAACCAGGCGCCACAAAGCAAGACCAGCAUUGGCCCUGAUCAGCAUAAGCGGAUCCAGGCUGCUGCUGCUGCUCUUCAGAAGAAACAUCGCGAGCAGGAAGCCGAAGCUAAGGAUGCGGGGACAAAUGGCCGUAGGGACGCUUAUUCAACCAAGACCAACUCGGUCAUGACGCUCCAACCUGGUAUUGUUAACGAGGCCUCCUCAGCCAUGAAGUGGGCAAGCAACUACGACAAGAAUGCUUACCGGACCGCCUACCUGAGCAAUAGCCGCGCGGGCAUUGGUGCUGCAAAUGACGAUGGUGAUGAUAAUGAGAAGCCCGCUGAGUCUGUCCCUAAGCCGUCAGCAGAGAAGCCGUCAGCAGAGAAACCGGCAGCAGAGAAGCCUGCUAUCCCAUCAGCUCCCCUACCACCCAGCACUUCCAAGAGCGGACCUCCGCCACCGCCCAAGGACAUUCCCACGGCAACUCCACUGCCGCCCUCGCCUGAACAGGCGAAGAAGAAGCCCGUGGAGAAGGCCGUACCCGAGAAUGACAAGGAGACCAAGAGCCAGGCUAUGGUGAUCGAGCAAACACCUGAGGUCAUGCCUCAGACGGCCGAUGACCCCAAGAAGCUGAAGAAGAAGCCCGGCAACACUGGAUUCAAGAACAUGUUUGGAACGAAGAAGAAAGGAGAGCAGCCCCCGAUGAAGAGCACCGGUGCCAAGGACUCUUCCGCGGUGGCUGCCGCGCGCGCCGCCCUGGAGGCCAAGGCCAAAGAAUCUCAGGAGGCCUCGUCGCCCAAGGCCGCUCCGCUGAAGAAGAAGCCUGUUCCGGAGAAGCCUGCGGCCCCUACCUCUCCCCCCGCCCCCGCUCCAGUCCCAGACCCAGUCCGCGAACCCGAAGUUGAGAAACCUGCCACCCCUCAGCAGCCCGCGGAACCUGUGAUGGAAGAGCCGGCUCCGAUGACUGGUUCUCCCGAACUUCGCGGUCCUCCUCAGACCCGUCGCGGUGUCGAGUACGAUGCUCUGUCCCGCGUCGACACCAAUGAGCGCAACGCGGCCGACCAGGAGUUCUCCAAGUUCGACCAAGGCCCUCUGGUCGAACAACCUGCUUUCGUUCCUGGUGAGGAGGAGCCUUUGACGCCUGCUAUUCCCGCUGCUGCUGAGGUCGAGGCCCCCGAGACCCCGACCAACGGCCAUGAGGAGAAGCCCGAUACUAUCAGCCAAAAGGCUCUUGCCACCGAGGAGGAUCGGUGGGCUCAGAUCCGUAAGAAUGCUGCUGAGCGUACAGCUGCCACAAGCGAGGAGCCCGAGACUCGCACUAGCCAGUCUGAGCGGACGGACGAGGGAGAUACCAGCGGCGAAGAGACCAUCGAGUCACGCGUCGCCCGCAUCAAGGCCCGAGUCGCCGAGCUGACCGGCAACAUGGAAGGAAACUAA
Molecule: messenger RNA, 3135 nt
Organism: Penicillium cinerascens
Lineage: Eukaryota; Fungi; Ascomycota; Eurotiomycetes; Eurotiales; Aspergillaceae
Exons: 6
Coding region: 1-3135 (1044 amino acids)
Source: RefSeq, a predicted model, not a curated record